UAAACCCAUUCUAAAAGCACUUUAAUCAUAAAGACCAUAUAUAAGAACAAAAAGCGAAGCUCUUUCUUAUUUUUGGCUCCCGCUGCCAUCUUCUUUUAUUUCGAUUGUUGCUAUCUACUUACUGCUUUUACACUAACCAUGCAAGAAAAAACAAGAAUGCAGAAGAAGAGAUCAUCUGUGGUUGGUCGUAGAGCUUGGAACAUUCUUCGCGUGGCCUUGUUAUGGGCAAGAAAAGGUGGCAUUUUCAAGAACAGACACCUUACGGCCGAUCUCCGUUUGCUUCCCAAAUAUAUUAAAAGUCUCCGACAUAGCAACGACUAUGGGUACGGUAGUGCACUACAUUAUGGGGAGCGUGAGCUUUCCUUUGAUGACACCCCUAUCAUUCAUGUUAAGAUGCAUCGUCCUGCUUCCUUGCGUUUCAAGAUGCCUAACAUCCCCUGUAUCAAACCUCAAGUCGAUUUUGACUUUGACUUUGAAAAUGAUCGUGAAGAUCAUGAAAUGUACAAUGGUAAUGAUGAUAAUGUUCCUAGGGAAAGUUUCUUCAAGUGUACGGAUGAUGAAAAUGAAGAGGAUGCAUAUGCAAGCUGCGAGGUCUCUGAGGAGAUUAGUUGUCCCGGUGAUGAAGCUAUUGAUAUGAAGGCUGAGGAAUUUAUUGCAAAAUUCUAUGAACAAAUAAAGCUGCAAAGACAAAUAUCAUUUUUACAAUACCAUGAGACGAAGCUCGCUAACUAAAUUAAAGGUGCAAAUUCAUGACAGAGACUUGCAGGCGCUUUCCGCUCACCAAUUUUCAUUAAUUCUUUUUGGAUGUCAUUAUUCUUGUUUCAAUUUCAUACUGGCUAGUAGUAUUCUUUCUGUAUAGGAUGCGUUACAUUCCGGAUUAUUUGUACAUAGAAGAGGUAUUCAGUGUUUACUCCACACUGCAAAAUGAGAGCUCAAACUUCUUUUAUCUAAAAUAAUUCUGCAUCAAAAUGUGUACACUUCUUGAACCGGUAAAACAAAUGUACGUUGACGAGAAAUAAAGGAAUGAGAUUAGAUUUUUCUUAUGAGAACUAAA
Molecule: messenger RNA, 1054 nt
Organism: Nicotiana attenuata
Lineage: Eukaryota; Viridiplantae; Streptophyta; Magnoliopsida; Solanales; Solanaceae
Exons: 1
Coding region: 139-732 (197 amino acids)
Source: RefSeq, a predicted model, not a curated record